GGAACCCGUCCUGGAAGGAUCCAACCUGAGCUUUGAAAACAAAAUGUGACGUGGCUAAUCCUUGUGGACAAAAAGAGCAAGAAAACCCGAACCUUUACACCGUUUACUGGAAAUGUAACGGGUGUUUCACAUCAAAAUACUGUGGCUCAAACCGAAAAUAUCGCUCUUGGUGUUAAUUUUGUACAGGAAACUGCUGGCAGAUUGAGGCUGUGACGUUAAAGUGCUAGCAUCAAGACUUUGACAGUUGAGCAGGAGGAAAGGCAUGUACUGAGAUACUGGACAAGAUGUCAGACAGCGAAGCUUCUUGUACGGCAGCUGAGGGUUCAGAGGCAGCGGCGGAGGCGCAGGGUGCUUCUUCUCCUGCUGCGUCGCCCGACAUCUCCACACCGUCCACGCCCGACAACUCGACUGAUGUCGCCCCAACGAGGAAAACAAGGAGGAGACCAGAGCCCAAGCCUGCGGCUCAAGCUGAAGUUGAAGAGAAGCCAAAAGUGGAAGAGCAGCCAGCGAAGCCAGCCAGUGAGUCCACCGUGUCCCAGGGUGGGUGGGGUUACUGGGGCAGCUGGGGCAAAUCCAUCUUGUCCUCGGCGACAGCUACAGUGGCGACCGUCGGCCAAGGCCUCACUCAGGUUAUAGAGAAGGCCGAGACCUCGCUGGGAAUCCCGAGCCCGACCGAACUGUCAGCGCAGGUGGAGGAAGAACAGAAUCAGCAGGAUUCCCACCCCGCGGGUGAAGCCGGCAGUGACGCGGACAAAGAAGUGAGAGAUGGCUCGUCAGCUGUGGGAAGCGCGAUGGGAAUGUUGUCAUCGCUCACCAGCGUCGUGCAGAACACAGGUAAGACGGUGAUAACGGGCGGCCUGGAUGCUCUGGAGUUCAUCGGGAAGAAGACGAUGGACGUGAUAGCGGAAGGUGAUCCCGGCUUUAAGAAGACCAAAGGACUGAUGGCCAGGAACUCCACUCUGUCUCAGGUUUUACGGGAGGCGAAGGAGCGAGAGGAGCUGCAGACGGCCGAGCAAAAUUCAUCAGUUUCAGAGAAGAAGGUGGUGGCCCACUACGGGAUGCUGUUUGAUGAGUUCCAGGGUCUGUCUCACCUCGAAGCUCUGGAGAUUCUGUCUCGAGAGAGCGAGUCUAAGGUGAAGUCGGUUCUGACCACUCUGUCGGGAGAUGAGCUGGUUCAGCUCAGAGAGGAGCUGGAUCGCAUCCAAGACUCUUUCUCGCUGGUGGAGUUUGACGACGAGGAGGUUGACGAGAAGAAAGAUGAAGACGGUUCGGAGUUUGAGAAGGAGUUGACGGAAGCCAUGGAGGGCCUCAGUGUUUCUGCCACAGCCGACAAACUCAGCAAGGCCUGUAAGAGCGCCUGCAGCCAGAUCACUGACAUGUCCAAACCGGAGGAGCAGGAGGAGGAGGAGGAAGGGAGGGAGGAGGAUGCGAAGAAAACACGCUCUGUAGAGGAGGUUCACGCUGCAGCGAUCAGGAGUCUGGCCGAGCUGACCGCUCGGUCCAUCGAGCUGUUCCACAAACUGGCUGAGAUGAUCCUCUUCUCCAACGGCGGCACGGAGCCCGGCGUUCUGUCCCAGCUAACUGUUGUCCUGUGUAAAGAAAUCUCUCUACUCUCCAAGAAGUUCACCUCUUGCUUAACAGCAGUCGGGUCGAACGAGAAGGGAGAUGUCCUCAACCCGCUGAUAACAGGAGUCUUUUUAGAGGCGUCAAACAGUGCGUCUUACAUCCAGGAUGCUUUCCAGCUCCUCAUGCCGAUCCUGGAGGUGUCUCACAUCCAGAGGAGAGCUGAGUCCACGGAGCAGUGACCGGCUGACGUCGCCUCUGCCGCCCCCGAAACGCUGCCGCGACCCUGGGACUCUCAGCAGAGAAACCGACACUUCGUCCAAACCUUUUAGGAACGGUCUGCGUCAGCUUUAACUACGUGGGAGGCAACGGUGGUUCUCCUUAAACAGUGUUAACUUCAUGUGCAUUGCUGGUUUGUUUGUAAAACUCAGUCAGUGGACUUAACGGAGUACAGAAGGAGGAGGAGGAGGAGGAGGUCUGGAUUUACAAGCUCCAAUCUGAAGAGAACAAAAUGGAUUUAUAAUAACGAUCAGGGAGCAACAUAUUGUUUUUGUUGUUUUUUUUGAUCCAACUAUUACACUAAGUUCUACUUCAGGCGCUUAACCUUAAGUCUUAAAUUUGCCUCAACUUGUAAUUAGCUUUAAUAAAAAUCAUACAGAACACACCCGAGGUAAUUUUUUUAAAAAGGGACACAACAAAAUAAUUUGAAAGCCGCCAGCACUCGGAUUAUUAUUUCAGUUUCUUCGAUUGAAGGUUUGUUCCGUGGUUUCAAUUUUUCUUUAGUGCUUAUUUUCUUUUUUUUUCUUUUUUUUUGAAACCUGUCAAGUCAUGAAAUAGCUGAAUAAACUCACAGUAUGAACGUUUACAAACAAAACUAUUUCUAAAGUUAAAAAAUUAGUGUUCAGUAGUUUAAACCUACCUUCAGUCUGCCAUUUCAUUUAACCUCAGGUGUUCAUCUCACGGAGAGGCUCCUCCCGGCUAUGAGGAAAGAGGAAUGCUAACGGCUGUGUGUUGUGGGCAUAUAAAAUUAUCUCUUCUUUUUGUUCUUUGCAUUAUAGAGCAAUAUACUAUACUGUAUGCCAGGUAAUUUGAAAUUGUUUUCCAAUAAAUGUGCUUUCUUAUAA
Messenger RNA from Mugil cephalus (flathead mullet), 2687 nucleotides. It is a transcript of the gene fam114a2, whose product is annotated as family with sequence similarity 114 member A2. The record is from RefSeq and is a predicted model, not a curated record. Lineage: Eukaryota; Metazoa; Chordata; Actinopteri; Mugiliformes; Mugilidae. The transcript is spliced from 14 exons. Bases 285 to 1805 code for a protein of 506 amino acids.